GUUGUCACUCCCAUGAGCGAGGUCUCACAGUAUGCGCUUUCCAGAGGCGGCGCUUCACAAAAGGCAAAAGCAUUUGAGGAACAACACUUCAAGAGUGUAAGGUCUCCUACUCAUUUGUCAGAUUUGCUUAUCCAGCUCUUUGUCUGGGGCCAAGUCCCUGCAGUAUUGGUUCAGCAAAUUGCGGCUGCUGCCAUCGAAGACGUUGAAGAAGCUAAAGGGCCAACAAUCAGAUCGUGGGCAAUUCUAGCUGGAUUGGGAAGCAAAGGCCUUCAUACCAACAAUGUGAACCGGGACUUGCUGCGCAAACUGGACAAGCCAAGUUUUAUGCUUUCCUGGCAUGGUAUUCCACAAAGGGCUGCUGCGACCAAAGGCAGCGUGGGGCGCACAGCCAUUCUCAGGCUUCCUUUGUUGUUGCCUCGAGAUGUAUGGUGUAGCAUUUGGAAGUCGGGGACCUUCAAGCAGUUCAUUUGUCACACUGUCAGCGAUUUGGAAAUCUUUUGGCAAAGCACGGACACGCACCCGGCCGUGCAGCAUCACCCAAUGAAACAAAUAGAAAACUGGCGGCGGCGCGCUGUUCCUUUAUCUCUGCAUGGGGAUGCGGCAGCGAUUACUCUUGGUCUAGGUUCUUCCAGCAAAAGCUGUUUAUUCUUGAGCUUCAAGUCUAUGGUUGCCAGAAAAACAUUCCAACACUUUCUGCUUGCAGCAAUUUGGUCACAUUGCACGGUGAAGACUGAGACUGGGGCCUUCAACACCAGCAAGAGUCUCUUCAGAAUAAUCUCAGAUGACUUCCUGCAAAUGCUGUCGGAUGAAGGUAAAUACAGCGAUGGCUACUUCCCAGUGGUUCUGUUCACGACCGGCGACCUUGAAUAUUUCGCUGAUUGGCAUGGUUUGCCCCGAUGGAAUUCCAAACGACCAUGUGCAUUCUGCGCUAUUUCCAAUCGUGAAAUUGGAAAUUGGAAAUUUGUGACAGCUUUGGAACCAGAUCCAUGGCAAACGCCACGAACUUCUAAAUGCCCUCUCUUCAGGAGCCUCGUAUCUCCUCAGGGAGUUUGCCCAGACUAUAUGCACACAAAGCACCUGGGCACAGAUUUGCGUUUCCUAGGCAGUGUUUGUUGGCUGCUGCUCAUGACUUUGAUGCCAGAUGUGCUUCUGCUGGAAGACCGCCUUCAGACAUUGCUUGCAGAACUAAAGGAGUAUUGGUCAAUGAACCAAAUGCCUAUGGGAAUCAACGCCUUGACAACAGGCAUGGUGAUGGCUGUCAACGACAAGCAGUGUUGGAAGACCUAUCCAAAAUUGAAAGUAAAAGCCAAUGAAGCAGCUCUAUCUCUCCCAGCGUUCAAAGCUAUUUGGGAGAAGAGAAUGAAUGGCAGUGAGCAAAGCCAUAUUUGGGUAAAACUUGCGCUGGAAGCCACUUGCAAUAUGGAUCGUAUCUUGCGGGAUUCCAACGAACAGUGGAAACUUAGCAUUCCUGAGUCCAACAAACUUUGGCAGGCUGCAAUCCAGUUUACAGUUUGCAACUCGGCCCUGGAGAAGCACUUUGCGAAGGAGAACAGGUUCAUGGAGCGUUACGUUUUGGCCCUGACCUUCGAGCUCAAGCACGCCUCGCCGGACAUCACUGUCAGUGCUUUAGAGGACGCGCUGAAGCAAGGCUUUGACCAGAUUGGCCAUAGAAAUCUUUCGGCGCUUACUCCACAGCUGGAGGGUAUGAGCUGGAAGACAAGUCCUGCAAAGCAUUUGCAAGCCUUUGUCAUCCUGUGUCCAAUUCUCCAGGCACUUCUUGGUGUGUGCAAAAAUGGCCUUGUGCCUGAUGCAAAGCUGCAGAGUGCGAUGAGAGCGUGCCAUGACAAGGAAAACUUCGUAUGCCUUUCAGAAGGGUACCAAGCGCUAUCCAAUUACGUCCUGCUUCGACUUCGGCAGAUGGCUGCCAAGAUCAGAGACUUGAUCAGCGGCUCUAAUGCUUGGGAAGUUUUGUCAAGGAAGUGCAACAAUCAGCAGAAGGAUGUGUUCAUCCGCUUGAUUCGCUGUAUUUGCCCAGCCUUCCUCAAGGAAACUGGUGGUGGCCAAGCUCCCACAAACAUCGACCACGACCAGCUCCAUGCACAUGCGGAUUUUACAAGCAUGUUUCUGGAAGACGAUGGCCAAAUGGGAUUUGUCCAAAAAGCUGUGGCCCAUGCUGCGAAUGUGGCCAAGGAGGUUUUGGCGAAAAGUGUUAGAACUCACGAGUUCGAGAAGAAAGGCGCCUCGCGUAAGCCUGCUGCCCGGCCUUCGAAAAAACCUUCCGCAAAGCCUUGGUGGGUGCAAUACGAUGUUGAAGCCAAGAAGUCGCCACUGGCAAUUUGGUAUCAGCGUGACAAGGCAAAAGGUCUGACCAUGUCCGCCAAGAACUUUGCCAGCCGGGUUUACCACUUGGUCGACAAGCAUGUGGGACGGGAUGCUGCAAAGAAGGCCCACCAGGAUGCCCUUGAGUAUACGCGUGGCUGCUGA
Molecule: messenger RNA, 2484 nt
Organism: Durusdinium trenchii
Lineage: Eukaryota; Dinophyceae; Suessiales; Symbiodiniaceae
Source: the annotation of a GenBank genome assembly